Molecule: messenger RNA, 501 nt
Organism: Lagopus leucura (white-tailed ptarmigan)
Lineage: Eukaryota; Metazoa; Chordata; Aves; Galliformes; Phasianidae
Gene: NDUFS6
Product: NADH:ubiquinone oxidoreductase subunit S6
Exons: 4
Coding region: 36-422 (128 amino acids)
Biological process (GO): mitochondrial electron transport, NADH to ubiquinone
Source: RefSeq, a predicted model, not a curated record
ACGCGUGUGCGCCCGCCCGCCGAAGCGGGCUCAAGAUGGCGGCGCCCUGGGCGACCUUUCACUGCUUGCUGCGGCCCUGGGGGCGGUCGGUGCUGCUCCGUCAGGCUGCUGCCGUCUCCAUUCGGUUCUAUGGUGUGCGGGCUGCCGCCACGGGCGAGCUGGUGACGCACACGGGGCAGGUGUAUGAUGAAAAGGAUUACAGGAGAGUUAGAUUUGUUGGACGGCAAAAGGAGGUGAACAAGAAUUUUGCAAUUGAUUUAAUAGCAGAGCAGCCUGUGAGUGAGGUUGAAAGCAGAAUUAUAUCGUGCGAUGGAGGUGGUGGAGCUUUGGGACAUCCUAAAGUGUACAUAAACUUGGACAAAGACACAAAGACUGGAACGUGUGGCUACUGUGGACUUCAGUUUAAACAGAAACAUCACUGAAUGAUUACCUGCAUGCUUGCACAUAUCUGUUAAGAUGUUAAUGCUUAACUAUAAAUAAACAGUGUGCUUAAAAGCUCAA